This is a messenger RNA of Physella acuta, 2171 nucleotides long. RefSeq names its product ubiA prenyltransferase domain-containing protein 1. Lineage: Eukaryota; Metazoa; Mollusca; Gastropoda; Physidae. Gene Ontology annotation, molecular function: prenyltransferase activity. Gene Ontology annotation, biological process: vitamin K biosynthetic process; menaquinone biosynthetic process. Gene Ontology annotation, cellular component: Golgi membrane; endoplasmic reticulum. The record is from RefSeq and is a predicted model, not a curated record.
AACUCGAACUCCAAGGAUGAGUUCAUUCAUAAUCAUAAUGUCAAUAUCCAUUACAUUAAUAUAAUGAUCAUGUCUAAAAGAACUAGAUUCUUGUUGUAUAUAUAGUAUAUAGAUCUAGUCAGUAUUAUUUGAUGACAGAUCUAGUUGUGGAAUUCAUCGGAUUACUUCUGAAGUUCUGAGUCUAAAAUCUAACUCAACUAACUGAGACGUGGUCUGGUGGUCCGUGGUUUGGUACUAUUUAUUUUAUUUGGUAGUGUAGUGUUUGAUUCAACCAAGAGUUGUUCAUUGUGACACUCAUUGACAAGAAUUGAAAAUGAUCACAGAUAAAUUGCCAAGUUCUUUAGAUUGUGAAAAUACCCGUAAUGGAAAACUGUUAAAUGGUGAUCUUCCUAAUGCUCAGACAAAGGUUCCUCAUGUAAAAAUUCAACUUCCUUUAGUUGAAUCAUCAACUCAAACAGACCAAGAACUGCUUAAUGAGCUCAAGUAUUACAACAAGCUUGGUUUCACCAGUUUGAAUGCAUAUCCUGCUUCCUAUGACAACCAUUACUCUGCAGAAUCUCAAGUAGAGUCUCAAGUUAUUGACAGUAUGGCCCCAUCAAUCAGUAAUGGACAUAACGGUAUAGCAAAAUCCAUUUUAGUGGACUCAAAAUUGAAUUCUCAACAAAGGAAAAGUGGUCUGUCGUGUUAUUUAAUUGCUCUAAGGCCGUGGUCGUUCACUGCUUCAAUUACACCGGUCGCACUUGGAAGUGUUCUGGCAUAUAAAUCAUUGGGAGUGUUUAGCUUUGGGAUUUUUUUUACAACAAUGUUCACAGCUCUGUGUGUCCACGCUGCAGGGAACAUUGUCAACACAUAUUUUGAUUUUGUCCGCGGCGUCGACAAUAAAAAAAGUGAUGACAGGACAUUGGUGGACAGUAUAUUGCUGCCUGGUGAUGUUGUAAGACUUGGGGCCGUGCUUUACAUUGCUGGUUGUGUUGGGUUCUGGAUUCUUUAUAUUCUAUCCCCUGCCAAAAUGGAACAUUUGGCUCUGGUUUAUUUCUGCGGGUUAUCCAGCAGCUUUUUGUAUACGGGUGGACUUGGGUUAAAGUAUAUAGCACUGGGUGAUAUUCUGAUUGUCCUAACGUUUGGUCCGCUGGCCGUGGUUUUCUCCCAUCUCAGCCAAACGGGUCAGCUGUCUCUCAUCCCUCUUAUAUAUGCUAUACCCCUAGCGCUAAACACUGAAGCCAUUCUUCAUAGCAACAACACCAGGGAUAUGGAGAGUGAUCGCAUGGCCGGGGCUAUAACUCUGGCCAUCCUCCUAGGCAAGACAGGCUCCUACUGCUUGUUCUGUUUUCUACUGUUUACACCUUAUUUUCUGUUUUUCACCAUAGGCCUGCAUUAUUCCCCUUGGCUGCUCAUGCCCGCCUUGUCAAUAUUCCUAGUGUUUAAGCUGGAGAAAAGCUUCAGGAAAGGCAACCUGACAGACAUGCCUCACCAAGUAGCUCAUCUUAAUUUAGUGAUGGGCUUGUUGUAUAUUGCCGCGCUUUACUUGGCUGAUUCUGGUUCACUUCCAUCCAUGACCCCGCUCUCCUGAUUUUAAACUAAUUUUAUGACAUAAAUACAUUUGGUUCAUGUGUUUUAGGUAUGUAUAUGCUUUUGAAAGUGUCAGUUAAUUUUCUUUUGUUGUUGCUUGGGCCUGUAUUGAGAUUUUGUUGAACUUUAUUAUUGCUGCUUGUUAUGCUUGGACACAAUUAAGUCUAAAAUAGAGUAUUUUUUACAUAACCAAAGAUGCUGUACUGUACUUUUUUAAAAAUUAUUUUCUUUUGUUGUUUGUGCUGUAAAGUAUUACAUUAAUUAAGCAUUUUCAAUUUGUUUGAUUCCAAGUUUUUAAUUGCAUAUUAUUAAUUUAUGCUUUUCAGUAGUGUAAAGUCCUUAAUCUAUUUUUUGUUGUUCAAACUGAGUAUUUUAAUAACCAUUGGUUUGUUAUGAAGAGAGAUGUGUUUAUUAUGGUUACUUUACUAGUCAAUGGGUUUAUUAUUAAGAUCUUCUAGUGUCAAAUUUUCUUUUUAGAGGAGAAUGCAUGAAAUCUGCUGAGCAAGUUUUUUUUUUACAGUGUGCCUGAUUUUUAAAGUAACCACAAUUCAUUGUAAUAUGAACAGUCUCAGAAACUACUUGUUUGAACUCUGACUGAAGGA